UUAAAGUGUGUGUUAGAGCAGGAGGAGCUUCAGUGUGAAGCUUGUCUGCUCGUGCUUCGACCUUCCAUCCAUUGCUGCACCAACCUGCUGAGUGUUAUUAUAGCCGGGCGUGUGUGCUGCAGUAAUAGGGGAAGGAGCUGCUCCGUUUGUCAACUGAUGCUAAUUUAAAUUUUGCUGGGCGUCUUCAUGUCUUCCAGCCAAGCAAUUUACUUUUGAUUGAAACAUGUCAACGAGACAAAAAGCACAUGGACAAAGGUGUGGAUAACCUCAUCUAGUUGUGUCUGGAUUUACAGCAAAGCAAUGGCUUAAAGUUGAGUCUCUGAAGAGUAUCUAACAGUGUUCUCCAUCCUGGUGUAAACAGUGUAGCAGUGUGGAUGCUUAGAGACACUUAGCUGAAUGACAUCACAUGGCUGCAAAUACAAGGUGAGGGUUGGGCUGGUGAUUUUGAUCAGCACAGCAUCUUGAGUCACAUCUUAUGGAGGUCAAAGGUCAUCUGAUCACUGCCAUGGGUUUAGGGGCUCCUGAAGUGCAGUGUGAGGACAGUAAGCUGCAGGCUGAGCGGAUCUCGGAGCUGCAAGAGAAAAAGCAAACUCUGCAGACGCUCCUGAGUAGCCGACUAGGGGAACUGCGCCAAGUGUGUCUGCUGGAGGCGGAGCUGACAGGAAAGCUGUCACGUGACUUUCCACUUGAAGUGGGAGAAAGACCCCCGUUUGUUCAGCGCCGAGCCGGACUGGCCCCCAUCACCCCCAUCAAACCAGAGGAUGACCCAGGCCAGCGCAGACAGAUGAAGACACUCUUUAGUGGCGCCCUCCGCAGGAACAUUGAGUCUGACAAAAACACACUUCACAACAAGAGGACUGUUCACCGCGGGUGUCACACAGAGGAGACAGUUACGUCGGAGAGCAGCUCCAUGUCAGACUCAACUCAGUCCCAAGACAAUGAGAACUCGUCUCCGAGUGUCUUUCCAGAGCACCGUUCCCUUUCUCAUCCCCGGUUGGCCCCAGGGAGCCCAGAGAGCCGCCUCAGCAGGAAACUCUCUCCAGUGGAGAUUUACUAUGAGAUGAGAACUCGAAGGAACUCUGCCUCCAGCUCUGUCAGCCCAAGCCACUCCCUGCCUAGAAGUGCGUCAAAUGUGGAGGGUCGGAGCGUUCCAGCCACUCCCCUCCUAUCCAGAAAUGCACCAAUCAGCAUUCACAUGAGGUCUGAUGUGUCCAGCGGUGCGGUUCUAAAGUCAUGGAGCGACAGUCCGGAUGGUCCUCAGUUUGUGCGUUUAGCAUCUCUGGAGAGCUCUUCAUCUUCUUCUGAGCGUCGUGGCUGUCCUUAUAGUUCGCGUGCUCGCCGCAGUAACAGCUCAGAGGCGUUGCUGGACCGCUCCAACCUUCCUGAGUCUGCACCCCCUCGAAAUGGCAUGCCCUCAAGAGCCGGACCCUAUAAAAGUUCAGAGUCCCUGACAGAUGGAAAGCUCAGACAGAUGUAUCGUGGCAGUCCAGAGAGGCAGCUGGGUGGGGCUAAAGAGCAGCAGGGCCGCAUGCGCUCAUCAGUAGGCGGAAGAGGGAGUGGCCUGGGAUAUAACGAGAUUUUAAUGGACUACAUCUGGGGCAAACAGCAGAAGCGGCCGGUUCAGCCCCAGCACCAGCAGCCAGCAGGACGUAUAUGGCCUGAUCUUUCUUCUUUUCCAGUGUCUGUGUCUGGCACCUCUCCACACUACAAUGGUUUCUCUCUUUCCCAAAUCCACCUGGCUUCAGCCCCACCCCCUUACAGCCCCAUGCUCCUGCGGGACCAGCAGGCCGAACCUCGACGGGUUAAAGUCACUCGGACCAAAUCCUGUGGACCCUUCAUUCCCCUCCAACAGCACCCCCAAGACGCAGUCCUCCUCUCUGCAUACGAGCCCCCACACCCGGCCCCUGGCUCCACUGCCACUACUGAACUGCCUGCUGCGUUUGCCCGCAGACUUGCACCAUUCUCCCUCCCCUCGCCAGACGACUCCACCCGCAGUCUGCACAAGGCAUUGGCACUGGAGGGCCUGCGGGACUGGUACCUGAGGAACGCUCUGGGUUACAGUGCCCCCAAGGGGCAUGACGCCCUGCCCCUGCGCCACCACCUGCUGCACCAGCCACAGCCUGUCCCCCUGGACCCACUGUACACACACCCACACAUUCCACAGUCUGCAUCCUUCCAUGGACACCCACUGCAUGGCAAGUCUGUGGAGCUUUCUCUCUACCCAGAACCAUUCCCCUCCCAGGAGAAUGUCCAAAAAGAGUCCAGCUCGGACCCUGCUGCCCCAGGAACACUGGUCUAAUUCCAGCUGACACUAAAAAACAUCCAUAUUUUCAUCUGAAAUCAAUCAAGAUAAAAGGAUAGGAUUCCAGAAACAACAUGGAGCUCCGAUUUUAUCAUCAGGACCAUAAGGAACAGUGAUGGGUUUGGUCAUAAGUUUUUUGCCCUACCAUACAAAUAUAUAUAUACUUAUGAAAUAAUAUUGUAUUGCAGAGAUACAUUUGCAUAUGAUUUGGGCAUUACAAAAUACAACUUCUUCUUCAUCUUCUUUUCAUCUUCAGAUAUAUAUUUUCGCAAAAUAUAUAGAUAAAUUGUAUGUAUCCAGAAUUGCUAUUUUAUAAGUAAU
Messenger RNA from Colossoma macropomum (tambaqui), 2623 nucleotides. RefSeq names its product coiled-coil domain containing 120 (gene ccdc120). Bases 476 to 2299 code for a protein of 607 amino acids. Lineage: Eukaryota; Metazoa; Chordata; Actinopteri; Characiformes; Serrasalmidae. The transcript has 13 exons. The record is from RefSeq and is a predicted model, not a curated record.